CUCGUAUAUGCACUUUCCUGGAAACAAAAGCACAAGCUUUAAUUUAAUCACCUGAAGAAAUCAAACAGUUUUCCUGAUUUAUCCCUUAUCAAAAAAACCUUCCAACAAUUUCAAUACCAAACUCAUAAGCUGUAAUUUUAAUCAUGGAACUCCCAGAUAUUGUCGAAUUUGCUCGGAAAUUUUCUGUUGUGGUUAGAAUCAAUGGCCCUGAUCCAAAAGGUCUAAAGAUGAGAAAUCAUGCAUUUCAUCAAUACCAUUCUGGGAAAACAACCCUUUCAGCUUCUGGGUUAUUUUUGCCUCAUAAUCUUGUUGGCAGUGAAAUUCAUGAUAAGGGUGUUGUAAUUGUUACUGUUGCAUCAAUUGUUGAGCCUUUUCUGUCACAAAAUUCCAAAAUCAUCAAUACCCAGGGUACUCCUGAGUUGAUUCCCGGUGCUCGGAUCGAUGUAAUGGUUGAGGUGAAUGUAGGAAUGGAGAAUAAGGAUGAAAAUCCAAAGUGGUUUGGUGCUGAAGUUGUAAAACUGGUGGAUGUCCCUGCUGCUUCAUCCGCUAUUAAAUCAUUAAUUGAAGCUUCUUCUGGAUCAUUGGAGCAUGGUUGGGAGAUUGGCUGGUCGUUGGCAGCUCAUAAGGACAGCUCUCAAAAGUUUAAAGGUUCUAUGCAAAUUCAGGAAAAGAAUGGCGUUACAUCUUCAACUGAGAGACUGAGAAAUGUGAAUAUGAUGGCUCAGGUUGCUUCUAGAAUUGUUUUUCUUCAAGUACCCUCAUUACUUGAUAAGGAACUGCCAGAGAUCACCAUGUCAUAUUCAAAUAAGAGAGGAGAUUUUCUAGUCUCAAUGGGAUCUCCCUUUGGAAUACUCUCUCCAUUGCAUUUCUUUAAUAGCAUAUCAGUGGGUUCAAUUUCCAACUGCUACCCAUCUACGUCAAAGGAUAGGUCAUUGUUGAUGGCUGAUAUUCGGUGUCUUCCUGGUAUGGAAGGGGGUCCAGUCUUCGGUCAGAAUGGAUGCCUGGUUGGUAUACUGAAUAGACCUUUACGACAAGCUGGGGGUGCUGAAAUUCAGGUUAUAAUUCCGUGGAAAUCAAUAGAAAGUGCUUGCAAUGGCCUAUUUCAGUUGGUGCCUGAAAAGUCAGAGAGAACUCAACUUGCUGGCGACUUCUGUGGCGUAAGGACAGCUACAAUGAAUUGCCUAAAUUGUAGAGCUUCAUCUAAUUUAAUUGAGAAGCAGCCUGUGAACCAUUGCUCUGUACCAUUGACAGUGGAGCAUGCAAUGUUUUCUGUUUGUCUUAUUACCUUGAACAAUGGAGUGUGGGCAUCUGGCAUUCUUCUUAACGAGCAAGGCUUGAUACUCACAAACGCUCACUUACUUGAGCCAUGGAGAUUUGGCAGAACUCCUAUACAGAGCGGCUUUGAUGAGACAAGAAUCAAAAAUAAUUUUUUUAUGCUAGAUGACUCCAUGCCCCUAAGGCAGGCAGUGGAGCAGACAAGUGGAGUUGUCCAGUCAAGUUCUGUCCAACCUCUCAAUUAUCUGCGUAAUAGCCAUGGAAUUUAUCCAAAUCACCAAGUUCAUAGUGAAAUAAGUGUCCGCGUAGAUCUAAUGGAAUCAUGGCUUUGGUGUAAAGCUAAAGUGGUAUAUAUUUCUAAAGGGCCCUUAGACAUCUCCUUGCUUCAGCUUGAAUCUGUUCCAAAGCCGCUUAGCCCUAUCUGUGCGGAUCUUACUUGCCCUUCUCCAGGAUCAAAGGCUUUUGUUAUUGGACAUGGAUUGCUAGGGCCUCGAUGUGACCUGUUGCCAACUAUCACAACUGGUGUGGUUGCUAAAGUUGUGAAGGCAAAAAAGCAUGUACCCGACCAGUCCGCUUUGCAGAAAAGUCCUGCAGGAGAGAUCCCGGUGAUGCUGGAGACCACAGCUGCUGUGCAUCCUGGUGGUAGUGGCGGUGCUGUAGUUGAUUCAUCUGGUCGCUUGAUUGCCCUGGUGACAAGUAAUGCCAAGCAUGGAGGAGGAACAGUUAUACCACACAUGAAUUUUAGCAUACCAUCUGCAGCUCUGGAACCAGUUUUUAUAUUCGCUAAAGACAUGCAGAAGCUCUCAGUCCUUCAGCAACUGGAUAGACCGAACAAGAAUCUUACUUCAGUGUGGGCAAUGAUGCCAUCCAUUUCACCUGAUCCAGAUCCCUCCUUGCAUAGUGCGGAUGACUUACUCAGGAAAGACGAGGGAAAACAAAGCAAGGGCUCUCAAUUUGCAAAAUUUAUUAAUGAGAAAAAGAAGCUGUUGGGGAAUUCACGUCAUCUUAACACAAUGCAAAACCUUUCUUGUGAUACUUUCCCCAGCAAGUUAUGACAGCUACUAAAGGCUCUUUGGAUCCUACAAAAAUGCCGAAGCUUUCUUAGGAGGAUAUUCCAAGGCAUUGACAAGAGGCUAUUCAAUGGCUUAUUUUCCUGACAUGGGCGAACCAGAGUUAGGGAAGUGUGAGCUUUGUGAUGUGUUGACACAUUUAAUCGUAAAUGGAUGCCUAUCAACCAAGAUAAUCACAUGCUUUCUUGACUCUGGUUCGCCCAUAGUGUAAGGACAAUUUCCUGUUGAAUUAUUUUUGUUGAUGCUUUGUAAUUUGCUGUUAAAAAAAUAGAGGAAAAAAGAAAAAGAAAUGCAUACAUAUUUACCCUUGUUUUAACUGUUUUAAGCCAUGUAAGCUUACUGAUGACCUAGAGGAGGGAUGUUCUAUCUGGUCAAAAUGCCUUGUAAAUUUGUUGCUUGUAAUUGAAUUGGUUAGCUGCGGCAUUUCUGUCUAAGGUUUCAAUUGUGAUGUAAUUAUGAUUCAUGUAUAGUUUCUGCUAUGGAUCAUUUCUUACAAGUUACACAAAACAGACCGUAAUUUGAUGCUCUGCUAGGGGCUUAUUGUGUAUUGUAA
Chenopodium quinoa (quinoa) is the source of this 2898-nucleotide messenger RNA. Its product is annotated as glyoxysomal processing protease, glyoxysomal-like. Bases 144 to 2330 code for a protein of 728 amino acids. Gene Ontology annotation, biological process: protein processing. Gene Ontology annotation, cellular component: peroxisome. The record is from RefSeq and is a predicted model, not a curated record. Gene Ontology annotation, molecular function: serine-type endopeptidase activity. The transcript is spliced from 14 exons. NCBI's taxonomy places the organism in Eukaryota, Viridiplantae, Streptophyta, Magnoliopsida, Caryophyllales, Amaranthaceae.